GUUAUCACUUCUUCUUUGUUCCUUUAAGUAGGCUUGCUCUUCCUGUGUCUACAGGGAUACUGGCUUUAAACGGGCUCGGAACCCUUCCCUGCUGCACGCAGGCUGCGCUGGCAUACCUGGCAGAGUGACAGCAGACAAAAGCCUCUGAGCCUGGGACUAACCACGGCCUCUGAUCUCAGCGGGAGCUCCAGCACGGAGACCUGAAGAGAUGAUGCUGGAUCUUCUGGGACCCUUUCCUCUCUUCCUGUUGCUGCUGGGAUCAUCGGGGCCAGGACUUGCCUCUGGUGCUUGGGCUCAACUCACUGGGUUUCAAAAGUUUAUAAUUAAGCAUAUAGGAGUAGCUCCUGUACAAUGCAACAAUGCAAUGCAUGCUGUCAAUAAUCUUAAUCGGAUCUGUAAGCCUCAAAACACCUUUCUGCAUGACUCCAUCCAGAACGUGUCUGAUACCUGUCUUUUGCCCAACAUACGCUGCAAGAAUAAACGGGAUAACUGCCACCGGAGUGCAAAUCCUAUUGGCAUGACUUACUGCAAUCUCACUGGAGGGACAUAUCCCGACUGCCGCUACAGUACCACUCCCCAGUACCAACGCUACACUGUUGCCUGUAACCCCCCUGAGCCAGGCGACCCUCCCUAUCUUCUGGUUCCUGUGCACUUAGAUCAAGACUAAGGUUUCUGUGACUUUCCCUAUCACUUGGUGCAGGUUCUCUUAUUCUUUUUCUUUCCUUUUGUUGAUUUCCAUGUUUCCCUUAGAGAAAGAAGGAGUGGGUGCCUGGGUUCCUCAGUGGGUUAAGUGUCUGCCUUCGACUGGGGUCAUUGUCCCAGAGUUCUGGAAUCCAGUCCCAUGUCAGGUUCCCUUCUCGGUGGGGAGUUGUCUUCUUCCUCUGCUCCACACCCUGCUUGUGCUCUCUCUCAUAUAAAUAAAUAAAUCUUUAAAAAAAGAAGAAAAAAGGAGGGGAGUUGGAGAAUUACAGGGCCACGAUGCAAUACCACAGUUGGGGACAAAAACAAACAGGAUUCUUUUCUGCUUUGGAGCUUUGUGUGUUUCAAAGGAAGGCAAAGGAAGAAGGCAAAGGAAGACCCAGGCCUCAUAUUUUUAAUCUUGGAACUCCUGCCAAGCUUUGUUGCAUUGUGUUCACAGCAAUAAAAUCACUUUCUGUUGCAUUGUAA
Messenger RNA from Leptonychotes weddellii (Weddell seal), 1167 nucleotides. The record is from RefSeq and is a predicted model, not a curated record. NCBI's taxonomy places the organism in Eukaryota, Metazoa, Chordata, Mammalia, Carnivora, Phocidae.